CAGAAAGGUUACCAUCAGUGAAAUAACAGCAGCUGCCGAGGGUCAGUACGAAUGCGAGGUCAUGAGGGAGGCACCCUUUUUCGAAAGAGAUUCUGAAACACAGAACCUUACAGUCAUCAGACUCCCAGAUGAUCCAGAAAUCUUUGGGAUCCGAAGCUCUUACAAAGUGGGAGACGUUCUGGAGGCGACUUGCACAGCGCGCCACUCAUGGCCCUCUUCUAGAAUCUCCUUCACUAUCAACAAUGAACGUGUUCCUCCGGAACCAGGUCGCGUGCAGAGCCUGGGCGUGUCAGAGGAAAAGGGUAAUUCCUAUUUCCCGAAUGGGUCCUACACCUCCACCAGCAAACUGAUCCUGCCCUUGGAGAGACGUUUCUCGUCCAGCCUCCGCCUGGGGUGCCACGCCCACGUGCAGUCCUUGGAGAAGGCCAGUUUCGCCUCCGUUGAGGUAGAUUCCGGAAUUUCUAGCAUGUUCUCCUUCUUCAAUGCAGGCGUUGCUUGUUGGACUUCAAACAUCAUUCUAAUCUCCGUGACUUUGACGAUGCCUCUACUGCUCCUGAAUCAUUUGUAAUGUUUCUUUCCUGAAAAUGAUUCUUAAUGGGGAGACUUCUUGUAAAGAUUCUCAUCUUCCGAAGACAAAGUGACAAGAAAAUGCAGGGAACACGGAGGAUAGACGAUUUUGUAGCAGGGAAGACAGCACUGAAAUAUGCAGCUUUCUCUUAACGAUAAAAGAGAAAUUUCUCUGGUGUUGGUUCUCCUCUUCCGAAGACAACGAACUGCAUAACAGGAAAAUCAAAGUGAAGAUGAACAAUGGAAAAAUAGAAAAAAAAGUAUGACUGAAUUCUGUUUCGACCCAUAAAUUGAGGACAGAGUUGAAGAAGAAGAACAAGAACAAGAAAAAGAAGAAAGAAAAAGGGGGUGAACGAAGAAAACAAAACUUAUUAAGUUUUCCUUUUUCAAAGUGACGAGCGAUAAAAAAAGGAGAAUGAUGGUUAAAAAGCAAUAGAUGGGUAGAAGAACUGACGAAUCAGCGAGGACAGAGGAGAGAGACUUUGUGAAAUACAUUUUACUUAUACUCAUCGACGUUCCAGUACAUCUGGCCGAACGGCAGAACCUCAAUCAAAAGUACAUUUGCCCCAUUAUACAUUCACAUUUCUUUUUCCUUAGCGUUCUUUUUUUUAAUUUUCAACGAUUAUUUAUUAUAAAUGUAUACGCCUGACAUGAGAAACACUUGAAACAUUAUCUUUCGCUAAUAUUUUUCGUCACAUUCAACGUUACUGAAUUUGGAUUUAUCAGGUGAGAUGCACCUUUUUUAUUCUUUGCAUUAAAGAAUUAGAAACAUCUUUCGCCAAUUAUACCAUUCACUUUGUUAUAAAUCCGUUCAGGGUUGUGACUGAAACGAAGUUUUGUUUAGUGAACUGUCCCUUCGACAUCCCCUUCAGCCAAAUUUCUGAACAUUUUCAUAUGAGGUAUUAAGUAGUGAACACGAUGGUUUUUCUUUAUUUGAUAAUUUCAGUUAGAAAUUUUUAUUAAAGUACAAUAACUAUCCUCGACUUAUUAUCAAUGGAUUCGCUUUUUUAUAACCAUAAUGUGAAGAAAAGUCCAGGUUAGAAUGAAUGAACAGAAAUAACUCAAAAUAUCAAAGAAGGAAUUUCCGACUGGAACAUAAGAAGAAAAUGCGGUCACAAAUAUUUAAAUGAAAUAUAAUUCCGUUUAACAAAAGAGGGUUCCAUGACAAUGCAUUCUCAAUAGUGUUUUAUUUUAUUUUUUUUUUAUUUGUUUACAGUUACAUUAUAGUCUUGUGACUGGAAAUAAAAUUUGUUCACCGAUAUUCACAUACAUAAAUACUACAUAAAUACAUGCAUAAGUAAUCUAAAUAUAAUAUUUAAAUACCAUACAUUAGUGUACAAAUUCAUGUAUGUUCUUCUGUAAGUUGUUCAAAAUGUACAUAAAUAUUUUUAAAAAUACAUUCAUAAAUGCUGAGUGCUUAAACAAAUGCUUCUUUUGUCUACGGUAACACCUAAAUAAAAGAAAUGUUGAGUAAACAUGAUGAAAUAAACGUGGAGGAAACAUGAGACCGUUUUAUGAAGAAAAUGUCCCCACACAACUAAGGUGAAUUUGAAAAAAAAAAAAAUUAAAAUAAUAACAUAAAUUACGAGAAGAAUGAUAUAAAAAAUCUACGACAAUCAAAAAUGCGACCUUCAGAGAGAGAGAGAGAGAGAGAGAGAGAGAGAGAGAGAGAGAGAGAGAGAGAGAGUUGUUUUGUAAAUUCUUUUAGGGUGCAAAUCAUAAAACAAAGACCGUGGUCCAUGAAUAAUUGAAAGAUAACUAUGAUCUCUCUCUCUCUCUCUCUCUCUCUCUCUCUCUCUCUCUCUACCCUUCUUACACUUCCUUAUCAUUUCUAUAUUAUACAAAGACACAGGAGCACCCUCACUCUGUCUUAGUAUUUUCACCCUAUGAAAAGAUACAAGAAUUCUCUCUCUCUCUCUCUCUCUCUCUCUCUCUCUCUCUCUCUCUAAAUUGUGUGUGCAUAAAUAAAACAAAAUAGCCGGUGGACUCUAUUCUUUGGGCUGCCUUGAAUUUAUCAGGGGUUUAUUCUCAGGCUUUCAUAGUCAAGAUAUUUCUCCAAUGUGGCGGAGAGAGAGAGAGAGAGAGAGAGAGAGAGAGAGAGAGAGAGAGAGAGAGAUGAAAGAUUCUAACGCUUUUCCUAGUUCAUUUUACCGGGUAUGAGAUCGGUGAGUCGUUUAUUCUCUUGUUGAUAAUGUAAAAUACAUUAGCUAAAUUAAUUAAACAAAAUAUUUAGUUGGAAUCAGAAGGUGACUGACUAGUCUCUCGCUUUCCACGGAUUUACUGUUGCCUUUCACUUUGUGUCAGAAAGCACUUUGUUUCACAAAUUGUUAACUACGUUAUUUAUAUAUCUACCCGUCUAUAUAUCUCGUUUUCUUGUAGCGAGGAUGGUUACGAAUUGUGUUAGCUUUUCAGUCUUAGAGGGAGCCUGCUAGCCCAGAACUUGAUUUACCCUAUUACUACGCUACACAGUCGACUAACUUACAGUUACCAAAUUC
Messenger RNA from Macrobrachium nipponense, 3062 nucleotides. RefSeq lists its product as uncharacterized. Lineage: Eukaryota; Metazoa; Arthropoda; Malacostraca; Decapoda; Palaemonidae. Bases 62 to 568 code for a protein of 168 amino acids. The record is from RefSeq and is a predicted model, not a curated record. The transcript is spliced from 4 exons.